This is a messenger RNA of Paramacrobiotus metropolitanus, 2413 nucleotides long. RefSeq lists its product as uncharacterized. The record is from RefSeq and is a predicted model, not a curated record. Lineage: Eukaryota; Metazoa; Tardigrada; Eutardigrada; Parachela; Macrobiotidae. Gene Ontology annotation, molecular function: protein binding. The coding region runs from base 1145 to 2413 and encodes 422 amino acids. The transcript has 6 exons.
AUAAUUCUGAUUCCGCGACAGAGCCUGACAUUGAGGUUUUUUUUAUUUUAACGCUCUUUUAUCAGUAUCGCCUUUAAUUUUCUGAGACGUGUUGUAUGAAAGAUAUUGUGCGUACUCUACUGCUGUUAAGAUAAAAGUGGUAUAAAGAAGCGAAACGCAAAAUCUCUGCACUCGGUUAGAUGCUUUUAGAGAGGACACAGGAGAAAACGGUCCACUCAGUUCCUGAAGCAGAGAAAUCGGUGCUGCUUUGAUGCUGCUUGCGUUCAGGAAACGUUCUGUAUCGAUGCGGCAAUGUGAGAGAACCCAUUGACGCGGACUUUAAAUUUGAUUACUCAAUAAAGCAACACUCACCAUGUACGCAUCACCGCUGUACUUUCGCAAGCUGCACACGGGCGCUCGCGAGGUGAACUUCGAGAACACGGUGCUGGUGCGGCGCGACACCGACCAAUGGUGGUUGGGAUACGUGCAGGAAAUCGACGGCGACUACUUUCUCAUUGACUUCGACUCGACCACCAACCGCCCCGAAUGGAUCCACUCCCGUCAUCUUUGGCCAGACAAUUUCCUCCGCCAAACGGGGGCUUCGAAUCGUGGUCGUUGCGUGCACGUGGCAGUGCGGGAUACCUUCGAAGGACCGAUGGUGUUCCGACCCGGGACGAUCACGCGCGAGGUGGCUGCCAUGUUUUACGGUGUCCGCCUUGACGGUGACCCUCCAACUAACACGGUUCUCAUCGCGGAUGCGUCCCAAUUCGUCUCGCAACUGCCGACGCCCGAUGUCCGGUGCAUCUUCUUCGGAGGCCACACGAAAUACGUCUACCGCCAGUAUGUCAUCAACUUCAAGCAGGCGCGGUUAUUGCGCGCUGUGGAGUUCUUGCCCCGAGCUGUGGCACGGGCGUGCCGGGUCACGUUGGGUCCUGGUGAUGGGGUCUGCGGCGUUGCCUGCCAUUUUGACUGGUCGGUGCCCAUCGGCUCGGCGAUCGCCAUGUUCCAUUGCGCCGGAUUGCAUCGUCCCACACCGUCGGGGCCCAGCGGAAUUUAGGCGAAGUUUUAUAGAUUCGAUGUGGGUUGUCGGGUGUUUGCGCGGGUGGACACGGGGACGGUGACCUUUGUCUGCGCCGAAGUGCACGGUGAUCCCGCCGGACGUAGUAUGUACUGGACUGAAGAUGCUUUGAAGAAGGCCUGCCGGGACUGCCUCAGACAGCAACAGGAGCUGCGAGCGCCUAGUACAAGGUGGCUGAGCAAAAUGGUGGUCUGGUUUACCAAGACUACUGUGCAAAUUAGAAUGCGAAGAGUGAUUCGCGAAAAUCACACCAAACGUGGACACCGCCAUUCCGUUCACCAAGCCGAGGUGGAAGAGAUCCACAUCAAUGACCUUCCGUAUCCGAUUCUGGCGCACAUUCUGCAUUGUCUCGAUCUAAUUGGUCAGCUGCGGAUACAGCGGGUGUGCGUGCUGUGGAAACUUCUGUUGGAACAGUCUACCGCCAGUCAACGGCACAUGAUUCUCGACUUCCCGCUGCUGGCCGCAGGAAAACCGGUACAUGAGAAAUCCGGUGAUAGCGCCUUUCGAUUAAACGUCGAAAGACACUAUUAUACAUACCAACUCGUGGCGCUGCUUGACCGCCACCUUGGCUUAACCAAUAUGGACACCGUGGCGUUGGUGGCGACUGCGGGACAUACGGGUUAUAAUUCACGGAAAGCAUGUCACGCUCAGAUGCGCGAUAUCCGGCACAUCUUCCAAGCCAAAGAUCUUCGCCUGCCGCUGAUUAUUAUCAAAGACAGCGGAGACCGUCCGGAAGCGGCAUUGAUGCAUAUGACCGUCAUGACGGCGGAGACGGACGGGUACCGCUGCCGGGUGCUGUCCCAGUGGAUGGGCGUGUGCCAGCAACUGCUGCUGAUUAACUACACCACGUCCCUGCCGACGGGUCUGCAUUCCCUACUCGAUCUGCUCUUCGGCCCCGACGCCAGUAAGACGACCUGGGAAGAUGGUGGGGAUGUGGCGGCGCGCUGGAUGGAGCGCGACACGCUGACCAUCACUAUUCCGUUCCUGCGCUUUCACUGCACGGAGACGGGUAAGGAGCAGCGCGGGCGCUUUAUCGCGGCGGUGAAUGACCACUGUCCGGCCGUCAGUCAGGGGAUAACCGCAAAGGUCACCAAAAUGUUGGCACGCUGGGUGCAGACGUUGGUCUAUCCCGAUCAGUGGACUGGGAUUUGCCAAUUCCUCAUCCUGUUCAGCAGUGUGGACCCUGAUGGCCGUCCACAGCGGUGGGAUGACGUUGACUUGCGGCAAUUGGAUGUGACGGUGCUCAGCCGCUUAGCCAUGCACAUGCUGGACGAAUUCUUCCAAGACUGGUUGGAGCCGAUGCAUGUCGAUGGAGGGAAACCUUUCACAUGUCUUCAGCUGUCUAAAAAAUACUAA